AUGUUUUUUGGGCGGGUUUCCGCUGAAGAGAACGAAAGUUGUGAUGAAAGGAGACAUCUGAGAGACUACGGUUUUUUAUACGAUGCCUGCACCACGACGAGUGUGCAGGAGAUGCGGAGGUCACUGCUGGAGAGUUGCUUCCCAGGGGGCGGCAUGGGCUCGGGCUGCCUGAGUCUCCUCACAACAGCAGUCACGCCCUCUAUGCUUGCGUUGCCACUAGCGUUCUCCAUUGCUGGCCUUAGUUUUGCCAUUGUAUGCAUAUUUUUCUGUAUCAUUGUAACUAUCAUUUCUGUGCGGAUUCUUGCCCAUGCCUCUGUUUUAGCUGCAUCGGAUGAUUACGAGUCCGUGGCAGGGUUUUUUCUUGGGGCGAAGGGAAGGUGGCUCGUGCGGUCAAUCCUCCUCUUUUACAACUUUGGAAGUUCGGUGGUGUACCUGUGUUUUUUGAACGACAUCGUUAGGAAUAUCAUUACUGUGAAGGGAUCGUUUCUUCCAACAUGGUUGCAGGGGAACCUUGGCAGCAUCCUUGCCCUUAUAUUAUUUGUGGCGUGUGUGACGCCGUUGACAUUCAAUUCACGUCUAGCAUCGCUUCGAACAAUGGGUUUUGCCAGCAAUAUUAUGACGACGUUCAUUGUGUUAUCCAUUGUGUAUCGGUUCUUUGUCCCAUUGGCGCCGCGUGGAGAGCUGGGCCUUAUCAUGCAGACUGAAGUGAAGGAGACCCAUCGAAGCGUCGCACGCUGGGAACCAAUACUGCCCUACCUGUUUACAGUCUCCAUCUUUGUCUUUUCCUAUGAAGUGCAGUCUAACGUUAUGGACGUCAUCAAAGACCUUGACGACCGCACGGGUGAAUCUCUUUUAGUCUGCAUUUGCUUGGCUCUUGCCAUGGCGACGGCGCUUUACCUUCCGCUAGGCAUUUUUGGAAGUUUAUCUUUCCCUCACAUGAUAAAGGGAGAUAUUUUGGAUCUGUACGAUAUUAAACAAGAUAAUCUCAUGUUUUUUUGUCAAGUUUUAUGUUGUUUUAGUGCGGCCACGUCUUACGUGUUUGGCGUAUUUCCGUGUCGUUUUGCAGUAUUUAUGUUUCUCUCGGAUGGAACAACUUCAAGGGUGUCGAAGCGGUCUCGUGUGCGUAUAGGCAUCGCACUGGCGAUUAUUGGCGCGGGCUGCGCCAUUCUUCUUCCAGACGUAUCAAAGGUGGUGGCCUUGCUUGGGGCACUGUUCAGUUCAACGCUUUCUAUGACGCUGCCAGCGCUCUUUGCAUUGAAAAUGAAGCGGAGUAGGACCCAUCUCACUUCCGCGCUGGACAGCUUUCUUUCUUGGGCCCUCUUGCUUCUUGGUGUUCUUCUUUCACUGGGUGGGUCGUUGGUAGCCGUAAUGGAUGUUCUCGGUCUUGCAGAUCUUCUCCGAACUUGA
This is a messenger RNA of Trypanosoma rangeli, 1407 nucleotides long. Its product is annotated as amino acid permease aap11ld-like protein. The coding region runs from base 1 to 1407 and encodes 468 amino acids. NCBI's taxonomy places the organism in Eukaryota, Euglenozoa, Kinetoplastea, Trypanosomatida, Trypanosomatidae. The record is from RefSeq and is a predicted model, not a curated record. Gene Ontology annotation, molecular function: amino acid transmembrane transporter activity. Gene Ontology annotation, biological process: amino acid transmembrane transport. The transcript has a single exon.